CGCGGAGGGGCGGGCUGCGGGGCGGUGUCGCCGGAGGGGCUGCGCCGGCCCCGGCGGCUAUAAAGAAAUGGAGGCGGGGGGGCGCGGCCUGGUGGCGGCAUGACCGAGGUGAAGUUGGCCGUGCUGGGCGGCAGCGGAGCCGGCAAGUCGGCGCUGGCCGUGCGGUUUCUGACCCGGCGGUUCAUCGGAGAGUACGCGUCCAACGCCGAAUGCAUCUACACUAAGCACUUGUGCCUGGAUGGGAGGCAGAUACACUUGGAAAUUUAUGACCCUUGUUCACAGCCGCAGCGGGGGAAGCUCUCCCUCACAGAUGAGCUCCACUGGGCUGAUGGAUUUAUCAUUGUUUAUGACAUCAGUGACAGAGCAUCAUUUGCAUUUGCGAAAGCAUUGCUGUACAGAAUCCGGGAGUCUCACAUAGGAGCCUGUAAAAAAAUGGUCGAGUCAUCUUUAUUUUUGGUUGGUAAUAAACAGGAUUUAUGCCACAUGAGGGAAGUUGGCUGGGAUGAAGGACAGAAGCUGGCAAUGGAUAACAAAUGCCAAUUCUGUGAACUGUCUGCAGCAGAACAUUGUCAGGAAGUUAUGGCAAUGUUUACAAAAGUCCUGAGGAAUAUCACCUCAAAUUUCAAAGUGAAGGAAAAGAGACGACCAAGUGGAUCAAAGUCAAUGGCCAAGUUAAUCAACAACGUGUUUGGAAAGAGAAGGAAAUCUGUGUAAAAGGUGGUUAGUCUUGAGAUAAGAACAGGCUGAAAUAAUGGAGCGCAGGCAGAUCUUGGGAUUCAGUCAGUUUCCUCCAAAGGUCACUGUCUGGAGGAAUAAGACAGUAGAAACCAGAGAUGAGAGACAGUAUGGUCGAGUGGACUGGGUCUAGACAUAAAAGACCUGAUGUUCUAUUUUGAAUUCUGCUACGGAUUUACUGUGUUAGGGCUAUGUCACUUGCACUCUAAGAUGCUUGUCUCAUCUUUUAUCUCCUAAGUUUUUCAGAGGAGAGUUUUACUCUGCAUUUAUUCAACACCAACAUGAUCUUGGAUAGAGCUUCAAGGUGCAACUGAAAUAUAAACAGUUAUUUCCAAUGAUCUCAGCCUUACUGAUCAAAAUCUUCCUUCAGAAUUCUAAGUAGUUGUUUUUUGUGCAAGAAGAUUUGCACUAAGGAAAAGCAAAAUACCGCUGCUGUAUGUGAUCAUGUAUUUGUAUUUAACUUAAGGAAUGAUGGCCGAGAUCUUCAUGUGCAUAAAGGGCCUUAACACCUGCUAAAAUUCAUAUGAAUUAAAUGCCCAGACACCAAAUCUACAAAAGGUGUUUACCUGCAAAGCUGCAAAUGCAGAGGCACCAGAAGUAGGGAAACAGAUAAACAAAGCAGUAUUGUCUCCUGUUUCAGUGUAUCUUUUUUUUUUAAGACUGAUGAAAGAAAGUAGAGAGGGUUGAAGAGGUUGGGAACUGAAAUGUUGGUGAAAUGUUAGUCAGUGAGCAUUGGACUGUUUUGGCAAGGUCAUUGUUCAGUGAAAUAAUUUUACAGCUAGGGCCGGUGUAAGGCUCGGAUAACAUCUUGGGCUGAUCCCUUUCACGAAGCAGUUUUCAUGAGCUGUACCAAAGUUUCCUUACCUGUAAGGUGGAUGUGCCUGUUCAAUUUUAGAUGGGAGUGGAAGGUUGAGAAGCACAUGGGCUGGUAAAGAGCACAAAUUCUUUGGGAUGUCUGCCUGGAUUUAAAGGUCAGCCUGCUGGUAAAACGUGUGCUCUUAACUUGCAGUGUUUUUCCUAAGGACCAAUGUCUUUACAACUGGUCAUCGCUAUGGUAUUGAAAUGCCACUGGAGAGAGCACUAAGGAAUAUGUUAGCUAUACUUUUCAGAUGUGAAUAUUAAACAUCAGACAGGUCUAAAUAUGUUGUCAAUUGACAUGCAGCGCUCUUACUGUAGACUUAACUAAAUAAGGGCUUAGCCCAUUGUGUUUGAAAGUACUGUGCUCAUACAGGAAUUAUGAAAGGAAAGAGAACUGAUCUGAAGAUGAAUUACUGCCUCCUACCCCUUCCAGAGGUCAACUGGGAUUCAGUCUUUCUAAGUUUCUGAGAUAAAGCCUACCUCUGCUCUGAAAUUUUACCUGCAUUGAAACUAGUAAGAUUGCUUUAUCAGUCACAGCAGAAUACUGAUUUUCAAAUGUCCACCCCAUAAGAUAGCAUUAAAAACUUAUAUAAUCUUAGCAUUACUGUUCUAAAAUAAAACUAAAACACAUUUUAAAAAGUGAUAACUGAAGAUCACUUCGUUUUUAAAGGAAAAGAUACUGUAUAUUUCACUUGUUUUAGGACUACAAAUAUUGGAAUAUAGUUCUCAGUGUUGACAGGCACAGUGUUGCUUUAUUUCUAUGCAGAUGCUUCUCUGUCAUAUUGGGAGUAGCGUAUUUAACUGUAUUGUCCAUAUCUAUGAGGCUGAACUUGAAGGCUGCUCAUGGACACCCUUCAGCUUUCCAGCACAUACGGAAUUCCAGAACUACUAAUGUACUGUCGAUCUGUCAGCCAGCUGUAUCUUGCCAGCUCCAGCAAUGCCAGAUUUGAAAACUCUUAUCUGUAUUUACUGCUAUGGUAUAAAUAAACUGGAUAUAAGAUGGA
This is a messenger RNA of Columba livia (rock pigeon), 2597 nucleotides long. It is a transcript of the gene RERGL, whose product is annotated as RERG like. The record is from RefSeq and is a predicted model, not a curated record. Lineage: Eukaryota; Metazoa; Chordata; Aves; Columbiformes; Columbidae. The transcript is spliced from 5 exons. The coding region runs from base 100 to 714 and encodes 204 amino acids. Gene Ontology annotation, molecular function: GTPase activity; GTP binding.